This is a messenger RNA of Microsporum canis CBS 113480, 360 nucleotides long. RefSeq names its product synaptobrevin. Bases 1 to 360 code for a protein of 119 amino acids. The record is from RefSeq and is a predicted model, not a curated record. The transcript is spliced from 3 exons. NCBI's taxonomy places the organism in Eukaryota, Fungi, Ascomycota, Eurotiomycetes, Onygenales, Arthrodermataceae. Gene Ontology annotation, cellular component: plasma membrane; SNARE complex. Gene Ontology annotation, molecular function: SNAP receptor activity; syntaxin binding. Gene Ontology annotation, biological process: vesicle fusion; vesicle-mediated transport.
AUGGCCGACCGCGAACAGCCAUACGACCCUUACAUUCCAUCUCAGUCGAAGCCUGGUCAUGAUGGUUCGGCCGCGGGAAACCAGAGGACGGCGGCGCUGCAAGCUCAAAUCGAUGAUACCGUCGAUGUGAUGCGAGAGAACAUCAACAAGGUCUCGCAGCGUGGUGAACAUCUUGACUCUCUACAAGACAAGACCGACAAUCUCGCCGUGUCUGCCCAGGGAUUCCGUCGGGGAGCAAAUCGCGUGAGGAAGCAGAUGUGGUGGAAGGACGUCAAGAUGCGUAUAUGGUUGAUCAUCGGUAUUAUCGUGCUGCUCGUCAUCAUCAUAGUACCAGCCGUCGUUGCAUCGAAGCAUAAGUGA